GAUUUAUCUGGAUCCAUUGACGACUUGCCGACUGGAACUGAAGCGACCCUGAGCUCAGCUGUCAGCGCCUCAGGCUCCACGAGCAGCCAAGGGGAGCAGAGCAACCCUGCACAGUCUCCAUUCUCCCCUCAUGCUUCUCCGCAUCUCUCUGGCAUCCCCGGGGGCCCAUCGCCUUCCCCCGUGGGCUCUCCCGUCGGAAGCAACCAGUCGAGAUCUGGCCCCAUUUCUCCAGCGAGUAUUCCAGGCAGUCAGAUGCCACCGCAGCCUCCUGGCAGCCAGUCAGAAUCCAGCUCCCACCCUGCCUUGAGCCAGUCACCAAUGCCGCAGGACCGAGGUUUUAUGGCAGGCAUACAGAGGAACCCCCAAAUGUCACAGUAUGGACCUCAGCAAACUGGACCUUCCAUGUCACCACACCCCUCACCUGGAGGCCAAGUGCAUCCCGGCAUUGGUAGCUUUCAGCAGAGUAAUUCAAGUGGUACUUAUGGGCCUCAGAUGAGCCAGUAUGGACCACAAGGAAACUACUCCAGACCACCGACGUACAGUGGAGUGCCCAAUACAAGUUACAGUGGCCCAGGACCCGGCAUGGGUAUAAAUGCCAACAGUCAGAUGCAUGGCCAGGGGCCAAGCCAGCCUUGCGGUACCAUGCCCCUGGGGCGGAUGCCAUCCGCUGGGAUGCAGAGCAGACCAUUUCCUGGAAACAUGAGCAGCAUGACCCCCAAUUCUCCUGGCAUGUCUCAGCAGGGAGGCCCCGGGAUGGGCCCACCCAUGCCAAGUGUGAACCGUAAGGCACAGGAGGCGGCUGCUGCAGUGAUGCAGGCUGCUGCAAACUCCGCUCAGACCAGGCAAGGCAAUUUUCCUGCCAUGAAUCAGAGCGGUAUUAUGGGAUCCAGCUCCCCCUACACUCAGCCGAUGAACAACAGCUCUGGCCUGAUGAACCCGCAGGCUCCUCCUUACAGCAUGGCACCUAACAUGGUGAACAGUUCAACAGCACCUAUGGGUCUUGCAGAUAUGAUGACACCCGGUGAGUCCAAACUACCCCUUCCUCUCAAAGCAGAUGGCAAAGAAGAAGGAGCCCCGCAGCCCGAGAGCAAGUCAAAGGAUAGCUACAGCUCUCAGGGUAUUUCUCAGCCCCCAACCCCAGGCAACCUGCCAGUCCCUUCCCCAAUGUCCCCAAGCUCUGCUAGCAUCUCCUCAUUUCAUGGAGAUGAAAGUGAUAGCAUUAGCAGCCCAGGCUGGCCAAAGACUCCAUCAAGCCCUAAAUCGAGUUCCUCUACCACAACCGGAGAGAAGAUCACUAAAGUCUAUGAGCUGGGAAAUGAGCCGGAGCGCAAGAUGUGGGUGGAUCGGUACCUCACGUUCAUGGAGGAGAGGGGCACGCCUGUGGCCAGUCUGCCAGCCGUGGGCAAGAAGCCCCUGGACCUGUUCAGGCUCUAUGUCUGCGUCAAAGAGAUCGGAGGUUUAGCACAGGUUAAUAAAAACAAGAAGUGGCGUGAGCUGGCAACCACCUUGAACGUUGGCACUUCUAGCAGCGCAGCCAGCUCCCUGAAAAAACAAUACAUCCAGUACCUGUUUGCCUUUGAGUGCAAGAUUGAGCGAGGGGAGGAGCCCCCUCCAGAAGUCUUCAGCACUGGAGAUACGAAGAAACAACCUAAGAUUCAGCCGCCAUCUCCUG
Mesitornis unicolor (brown roatelo) is the source of this 1672-nucleotide messenger RNA. Its product is annotated as AT-rich interactive domain-containing protein 1B-like. Gene Ontology annotation, biological process: chromatin remodeling; positive regulation of DNA-templated transcription; regulation of transcription by RNA polymerase II. Lineage: Eukaryota; Metazoa; Chordata; Aves; Mesitornithiformes; Mesitornithidae. The transcript is spliced from 9 exons. The record is from RefSeq and is a predicted model, not a curated record. Gene Ontology annotation, cellular component: nucleoplasm; SWI/SNF complex; nBAF complex. The annotation marks the transcript as partial. Gene Ontology annotation, molecular function: nucleosome binding; DNA binding.